AUGAGUGCCUCCUUCAUUGAAGGCGCAGCUAGCGACUCCAUUGAGAGCGCAGCACAACGGGUCGCCAGCCACAUAGAGAACACUAUCGACACAGCUGAUAUUUACAAUAAAUUGACUCAAAAUGGAGCGUCUCCAGUUUCUGGUCUUGGAGACCGAUUCUACACCAGAGGUGGUCUCGAAUUCGUCCUAAAACGGCGUGUUCCAUUACCUGAAGAGCUGUCUUAUCAAAUUAGAAGUAUGCGUUCGCAAUUCAGUAUGGGUUUGUUUCCUGAAAUCUCAAGAGCAUGGGUUGUCAUCGAUAGUGAUAUUUUCAUGUGGAACUAUGAAACGAAUGACGAUCUUGCCUAUUUUGAUGCGGUUGAGACCACGGUUUUGAAGAUAGCUUUAGUUCGCGUGAAGUCCGAUGUGUUUGCAUCGCCAAUAACGCACGGUCUGGUUGUGGGAACAGUAACAGAUCUUUCACUUUACCCUGUUAUUAUGGAUGUUGAUCCAAUUAAUCUUGAUAGUGCUUCUCUGAAUGACAUUGUUUCGACUAAUGAUGGCAGAAUAUUUUUUACUGCUGAUGAUAAGCUUUACGAAUUUGUGUAUGAGCACAAUACCGGUUGGUUUGGAGGUGGUAGGAAGUGCCGUGUAGUCAAUCAGUCAGUCACGCUACUCAGCACCCUUAUACCAUUUUUGGGACCUGGAAGUGAGGAACUAGAGCAGAUCGCUUUGGACAAGUCACGAAACAUUUUAUAUUGCUUAGGAAAAAAUGGCUCCAUUCAGGUUUUCGACCUUGGUGUGGACGGUGCCCAGUGUAGCAGGGUUUGUGUCGUAACGGCUGGGCAAAUUGCUAGUGAGGCCCAUUUAAUGACUCAGUAUGGACAUGAGGAGACUACAUUCACGAACAUCGCGACUAUUUGCGCUCUUGAAGCUGAUCAAUCUAAUCAGCUGAACCUGAUAGCAAUAACGACGAAGGGUGUUCGGAUAUAUUUCUCUGUAUUAGCUCGGAGUGUGGCGAAUUCUAAUCAGCAAGGACAGUAUCUAUCUCAGAUGACGUAUAAGAGCCUUUCCCAGCAAGAAGUUCGACCGCAAUGUCUUCGAGUAGCCCAUGUGAGAUUCUCCCCUGGUGUUGCUCCAACAUCUAUCUAUCGUGACACUCCACAAGGAGUUUCAAUUGCUUACGCCGAUCAAAGCAUCUGUGUGAUGGCAACGGCCAAUCGCCAGCUGAUCUGGGCUUUGUCUGAUCUUUAUCACCCACAUAAGCAUGUGUACUGUGAAUCAAUGAAUGACCUACAAGUCGCUGGAAAUGUGUGGGCUAUUACUCCCGUUUCAAAAAAGGCACUCCACUAUCAACCUCCUGAGCCCGGCAUGAUUGCAAGAGUCCAACCUCAUGCGUUUUACAGACAAUCAACUGAGAUGAACCAGCGCUUGAUUAUUUGCUCGAAUGAGGGAAUUCAUGAGUUCGACUACGUCACUCCACGUGACGCUUUGAGGGAAGCGCUAUUUGACGGUGGGGCCGAGGGAAGAGCCACAGUACAGUUAUGGCAACAGUUCGGUGCAACCGAAGUGCUCGUAUUAGCUCUUUCUGUGCUAACCAGCGACCUAGCUGUGGAUGAACGGAUCAAGGAGAAGGCUGCAUCGAUGUUCUACAGCUUCAAAGAUACUCCUGAACUUGUAGAUGUUGAGCAAACUCGUGGAUUAGAUAGUUGGUCACCUGGGGACAGUAUAGCCGAGUGGAAGCAUAAAAUGCGAUCGCCACUGCAAGCAUCAACUCCCCGUUUCGAAAGUUAUCCUCCUCCAGCGGUCUCUUCACCGUUCUCUCCAACAAUGAACAAGCCUUUGGCUAGUGGAGGACAAGGCUAUGCGCACUCUCCAAGUCGUCGUCAUGAUGCACUAUACUACUAUUUCUCACGUCUCGUUACUCCAAUUUGGAAUCAUGCAAUUUGUAGAGUGACGAAUGGAGUUCUUACUACGUCGUUGAGUUCGGAAGAAAUGGAUUGGCUGUCCAAUGAACUUCGGAAACUGGGUCAAGUAAUGGAGAAGUAUAAUCUUUUGCCGAAGCCAGACGUUACGUGGAACAAUAGUACAGUUGGGAAAAUGAAUGUUCAAGCCUCAAGUAUGGAGCGGCAAUCACUCAUCGCUCUUCGGAAGCUUAUUGAAUCUUCUGCUGAGGUUCUUUCGUUGUGGUCAUCUGCGAAUUCAUUCGACUUGAGGGCGAUUUCUGCAAGUAUGGACCCAGCUAUGCUCCCCACUCUAGCCGGCCGUCCAUUCUGCCAUCUCGUAUGCGACGGUCAGCAUCUCAAUGGAGAUCUCAUCAGAACGAUGAUAAAGUACUUCCUUGGUGACGAAGCUGGGACAAAAGAGCUCUCAGAGCGGCUCAGGGCGCUGUGUCCAAACUUGUAUUCAAAAGAUGACGCGUGUGUGACGAAUGCAAUGGAACAGCUGAAACUGGCAUCUGUAGCAAACUCAGGAGCUGCUCGGAGGAGUCUCGUGGACAAAGCAUGCGAGCUAUUUCGCCAGUCUAUUGGAAAGGUUUCGCUCCCCGUUGUGUGCCGGAGUUUGGCUGAAUUGAAUGCCUUCGAGCAUCUAGCGGACUUAUGUUUGCUGAAAGCGAAGCGAGAUGACCCUAAACAACUGGCCCUUAUCGCUUACCGUCAUGGUCGCAGCGGAGAAGAUCGUGAAAUGCAGGCUGCCGAAAAACGACGAGCGGAAAGUUACAAGUGCAUUACGGAUACUUUGGACGAUCUCGAAGUGACUGCAUCUAAAUCAUCUCCGACAUCGGCUGAAAGUGCUGUGAAUAGCGAUCUGAUCAUCUCAUGUGUUGUGUCAAGUGACGACGAAUUGGCCCAUGCUGCUCUAUUUCGAUGGAUGCUGGACAGGAACAAAGCAAAUAUGAUUCUUCAAAGCAAAUCACCUUACGUGGAGCAGUUUCUUACUCAUGAAAUCAGCUCCGGACGUGGACAGCGAUACUUGGAUUUGUUAUGGCGGUUUUACGAGAAGACAGGACACUACGACAAAGCAGCCAUCCUACUUAGCCGAUUGGCAGAUAACGAGAAUGAUGAGAUUUCAUUGUCACAACGGUUUGCCUACUUAUCGCACGCCAUAAUAUGUGCCCAAGCAGCGACAGAUGCAAAAACGAAGUCGAUGAUACAGGACCUUCGAGACAAAGUGGAGGUGGCUCAUAUCCAAAUGGCUAUAAAGGAUUGUGUGGAUCUGCAAACGCCAAGUCAACAAAAUCUUGUUAAACUGCUUGAUGGCCCUAUUCUUCCGCUACAUGAUCUAUUGCAGAAGUUUGCUAGUCCACUCGGGUUGUACAAGGUACAACUGGCAAUAUUCCAUUGCGCAAAUCUUUACAGUGAAGAGCCAAUAAUGGCUGUAUGGGAAAACAUAUUGCAAUCAGAAUUCAAGUAUGAUGGUGAAGUUCCCGAGCGAUUAUUAUGCACGUUGCAUGACUUGCAUUCCAUUUACGGGCAAACAAAAUAUUUCCCCCAGAACUUUAUUUUGCGGCGAUUGCUCGAGCUUGGUUCGGGUAUGACCGGGCGAUUAAAACGAGGUGUACUGCCAGCAAGUUUCUAUGUAUCUCUGAUUUCUAAACUAGACCUCAACCUAAUUGAAUUCAUCGAACUCCUUUCAUCGGAAUACAGAGCGGGUGAUCCCUGGUGGACGCAAAAUGAAAAUGGUCAACGAUACAUAAUGGAAGUUGGCAUAGCUGUUGUUCAAUCAUUCCUCGAGAACGGAAUAAAGUACACACCUAAUGAGAGAGCGAAAAUUGCGAGCAUUUGUGACUCGUGUGUGUCGAUGUUUUCAUUGGACGCUAGAGCGGUCUCGUCGUCUCAUCUUCUUCAGCUCGAUCGUCACUUCUCAUCUUUACACCUCCGACUUUCUGCCAUGUCAUCAUAG
Messenger RNA from Haemonchus placei, 3882 nucleotides. NCBI's taxonomy places the organism in Eukaryota, Metazoa, Nematoda, Chromadorea, Rhabditida, Trichostrongylidae. The record is from the annotation of a GenBank genome assembly.